GCACCCAAAUCCUAUGCUAUUCGUGAUUCUCGACAGAUGGUGUGGGUCCUAAGUGGAAAUUCUUUAAUAGCAGCUCCUCUUAGCCACAGCGUUAAGCCUGUCACUCUUCAUUUAAUACCCUGUAGAGACACAGAAUUCAGUGAUAAGGAAAAGGGUAAUAUGGUUUACCUGGGAAUCAAGGGAAAAGAUCUCUGUCUCUUCUGUGCAGAAAUUCAGGGCAAGCCUACUUUGUAGCUUAAGGAGAAAAAUGUCAUGGACCUGUAUAUGGAGAAGAAAGCACAGAAGCCCUUUCUCUUUUUCCACAAUAAAGAAGCCUCCACUUCUGUCUUUCAGUCAGUCUCUUACCCUGGCUGGUUCAUAGCCACCUCCUCCACAUCAGGACAGCCCAUCUUUCUCACCCAGGAGAGAGGCAUAACUAAUAACACUAACUUCUACUUAGAUUCUGUGAAAUAA
Messenger RNA from Pongo pygmaeus (Bornean orangutan), 453 nucleotides. RefSeq names its product interleukin 36 beta (gene IL36B). The record is from RefSeq and is a predicted model, not a curated record. Gene Ontology annotation, molecular function: interleukin-1 receptor binding; cytokine activity. Gene Ontology annotation, biological process: positive regulation of T cell differentiation; cytokine-mediated signaling pathway; positive regulation of gene expression. Lineage: Eukaryota; Metazoa; Chordata; Mammalia; Primates; Hominidae. The transcript is spliced from 3 exons.